CCGCCUCUUUGGUUCCUAGUGGGCUUGUUUCCGCCCGGUAACUUGACCCGGACGGACCGCAGCAGGAUGGCGGCGGAUGGGUCCGCAGAGGAGACGAUGACAGAAGAGGUGAAGGAGAAACGACAGAUGAUUCACGGGGCAGCGUUCCUCACCACGGUGGCGUCCGCCGGGCUGAUCGCGGGGUUCGGGUCCACGCUGGCACUGGUCAAGAAGAAGAACCCCGACUGGUUUCAUAAGGGGGCGGUGCCCACGGCGGCGCUGCCGGAGAGCGGGGCGUCCCUGGCGCUCCGGGCUCUGGGCUGGGGCUCGCUGUUCGCCUGGUGCGGAGUCGGGCUGCUCAGCGUCGCCGUCUGGAAGGUUCUGGAUGUUCACUCUCUGUCCGAGUUCAGACUGAAGAUGCAGUCCGUCUUCCCCUCCAUCCCAAAGUCGCCCGAGGCCACAGCUGGAUCUGAACCUCUGGACUGGGACUCUGUCUUCAAGUCGAAGUGACGUCGUGCUGGUGCUCGACGACCAAUCAGAUGAGAUCAAAUAUCAACGCGACUCAGCAGCUGUCUGUCAUCGUUCGAGUCCGGGACUCCGCUGGACCAGUUCAACAAACUCCUCUAAACAUUGACGCUGCAGCAACACAAGAAAAUCAGAAGCUGUUUUGAGCAGGAGGCGACGUGUUUGAUGCGUUUAGAGAAAACAGUUAGCAGCUUCUUUAAAUUGAAUUCAGUGAGAAGCAGGGAGCCCUAUACUAUAUCAUUAAUCAUGAUGGAAUGUUCAAAUAAUGGUAAACUUCAAAUAACAAUGGAUUGUCAUAAGCCCCUCCUCCAUGUUAGCAGAUGGGACACUGAUUAAAUAUUAGAGUAGACGUGGUUUCUGUUGUUUGAAGUCGUUCUUAUCACACCGGAGUUUGUUCAGCGAUAUUUCAGCUUCAUUUCUGAACAGUGGGAGGAAGUGCAGAUGUGUCGUCCAUCUUUAUUCCAGUUUCUGUAGAAAAGUAAACAGAAGGAUCCUAAACAUGCAAAGUGGUGUUCACUUGAACCCCCCAGCUUGGGGGAAAUGGUUUAACACAAGUCCUUAGCAGUCGAUGGGAACUAGCGAUCCUGAAAAUGGCCGAAUGGCUCAGAAUCAUGUGAAAUUGAUGAAUGAGAUGAAACGUUGGCUUGUUUAAUUUAAAUAAAUCAGAUAUAAUGAAGUGUU
This is a messenger RNA of Platichthys flesus (European flounder), 1185 nucleotides long. It is a transcript of the gene tmem242, whose product is annotated as transmembrane protein 242. Bases 67 to 489 code for a protein of 140 amino acids. The record is from RefSeq and is a predicted model, not a curated record. Lineage: Eukaryota; Metazoa; Chordata; Actinopteri; Pleuronectiformes; Pleuronectidae. The transcript is spliced from 4 exons.